CCCAUGAUUAGCAGCUGUCUAUAAUUACCAACUCAAGGCCUGGUUUGGGUUUAGUCUUCUGAUCGGCUGCAACAACAACUCAAGAGUGAAGAGUGAGUCAGCAAAAUUCUGCUGUCACGGAGAUUACGAUGACAGUCCAGAAAUGUGUGCUCCUCUGGUGGCUUCUCGACACUGCUGUACUUCACUCUGUAUCAGCCGGAGGUGCAUAUUGUGCUAAAACAGCGAGAGCUCGUGCAGCUGCCUUGGGUUUGGCGUAUCCUGGAUUCCAUGGAGCCCCUGAUCUCUCCUCACCAGCUGUUAGUUUGUUGCAUCCUUCAACUUUUAGUUUUGAUGACCUGCCUCCAACUGAAUAUAACAUGAACGCUUAUGAAGAUGAUCAUAAGAAAGCCCCCUCUUAUAAUCCUCGGUAUACAGGAACUCACUCCAGGAACUCUGGUAGGUUCUUGUUUAGCCAUGUUCCAUUCCCACAAGCCUCAAGAGGACAGUCGGCUGACCAAAUAUUAGGCGUUCCUCAAGGUCUAUUGGACAGAAAGCCUGAGUCCAGUUUGGAGGAGGUCAACCAUGUUGCCCCACCAACACUCGCCAAAGCCCCCAGCCACCCUGACCCGAUGAAUCUGCACCCUCAAGGUCGCAGAAAGCCCUUUCUGUUCAGACGCAGCGAAAACAACCCUGCCGGUGAUGAGUUUGCCCCAAAUAGACGUGGCAUGCCUCUGACUGGACAUGCCCCACUGCUGACCAGGGGUCAUGCUGCUUACCAAAGUGGAAUUAACCCUAAAGUCCCCCUUUUGCAUUCUGCUCACUUCCUCCAGAGACGCCGUGGCUGGGCUCCGGUGCGUGGCUUUUGGAAAGUGGUCAAGCACCCUGGCCAUCUGACUAAGAAUCUACACGGGAGACUUGAUGUGAGGCCUCCUAUUCAAGGCAGAGCCAUCUUACAAGGCUUGAGAAAAACAAAAUAAGGUGCUCUUGAAAUGAGUGUGAAGAAAAGGGCCUGACAUAUAGCGCAGCUGUCUUGUCAGAUAGUGUCACUGUGACAUGAGUUAACAGGCAUUUUAAGGGUUGCAUGUGUGGGUGGUGGGGUAGCAAAACUUCUUCUGCAAGUGUUUAGGCACUAGUGCAACUUUAUGGGCAGCCAUAUAUCUGUACAAGUUCAUGUUCUGUUGCUUUCUCAUCUGUAACUCCAAAACAAGUCAUAUAACACCUCAUAUUGAAUAUAAAGUUGUUCCAAAUUGUCAA
Molecule: messenger RNA, 1233 nt
Organism: Gambusia affinis (western mosquitofish)
Lineage: Eukaryota; Metazoa; Chordata; Actinopteri; Cyprinodontiformes; Poeciliidae
Exons: 3
Coding region: 129-956 (275 amino acids)
Source: RefSeq, a predicted model, not a curated record